This is a messenger RNA of Sphenostylis stenocarpa, 837 nucleotides long. NCBI's taxonomy places the organism in Eukaryota, Viridiplantae, Streptophyta, Magnoliopsida, Fabales, Fabaceae. The record is from the annotation of a GenBank genome assembly.
AUGGAACCAACGUGUGUCGACACUUCUCUCAACCUCAACGUUAUUCCAUCUUCGCACAAAGACCUCGCGGGGGAAGUUUUGGUUGAAGAGUUGCGGCGUCUAAGUAGUGAGAACAAGAGGCUAACUGAGAGGUUGAACCAGGUGUGCGAGAACUAUGUUGCUUUGCAGAAACAUUUGAGUGAGUUCAACGGAAUGAAGAACGCAAAUUUUGACAAAGAAGGAAUACCAUCCAUGAAAAGAAAGGUCGAAAGCGAGAACUGCGUGAAUCUGUUUGGUGUCAACGCCUAUACUGAGUGCAGCACCAUCACUGAAGAAGAGACAUUCAAAAGGCCUAAGCAUAGUACCUCCCCAAACGUUUCCAAAGUUUUUGUUCGGACAGAUGCAUCUGAUACCAGCUUAUAUGUAAGGGACGGAUAUCAGUGGAGAAAAUAUGGUCAAAAAGUGACGAGAGAUAACCCUUCUCCUAGGGCUUACUUCAAGUGUUCUUAUGCCCCAGGGUGUCCGGUGAAGAAGAAGGUGCAGAGAAGCGUGGAGGAUCCAACUGUGCUGGUAACAACUUACGAAGGAGAGCACAACCAUGGUGAACAUCAAACGGAGAUAUCAGCGAAUUCACCCUCAGCUUCACCCUCGUCCAUGAACCCGAGUGCAGGCCCAAUUGCAACGCUUGACUUCAUCCCGUCAAAAGUGGUUGACAUUAAUGCGCAAAAGUCAUCCAUCCAGCAGUUUUUAGUUCAACAAAUGGCUAAUACUUUGACCACAGACCCUAAUUUCACAGCUGCACUUGCUUCUGCCAUCUCUGGAAGAAUUCUAGAUCAUACUUCUAUCUCAAACCGUUGA